AUGAAACCGCCGAAGUUCCAAGGAGGUAUAAAGCCGAUGAAAGUAGAAGCAUGGAUUCUUGAGAUGGAGAAGUUGUUCGAGGUUUUUCCCAGCACCAACGCUCAGAAGGUGUCAUUGGCAGUGUUCACUUUGGAAGACGACGCUCGUAGAUGGUGGAUGAUGAUCCGAGAAGGUAACCCAGACUUGACUUGGGUCAGAUUUUUGGAACUGUUCUAUGACAAGCACUUCCCACUCAGUGUUCGGGAUCGCAAGACUAUAGAAUUUCAGAUGUUGACACAGGGUAGCAAAACAGUGGCAGAGUACGAUCGUGCUUUCACCGAGUUGGCAAGAUAUGCACCUCACAUGGUCGACAAUGAAUACAGAAAAGCUAGGAAGUUUGAGAGUGGACUUCGAGGGCCAAUACAAGAUCAAGUUAAUUUGCUGAACAUGCCGACAGGUCAAAGUUCGGGGAAGAAUCAGAGGAAGAGGCAGACCUAUGACAAUCGCGAAGAAGAGGCAGACCCGAAUGACGCCGAGGAGAAGACAAGGGAGGAUAGUCCCAACAGCGCGAAUCAGGAAGGUGGAACCUGGCCGACAUGUUCACGUUGCGGGAAGCGACAUUUAGGAGUUUGUCAUCGGACAACUGGAGCAUGUUUCGGAUGUGGUGAGAUGGGUUAUCGUAUUAAGGAUUGUUUCAAGGUAAAAGCUAAGGAAGAUAAGAAGAGAUGA
Camellia sinensis is the source of this 708-nucleotide messenger RNA. The record is from RefSeq and is a predicted model, not a curated record. Lineage: Eukaryota; Viridiplantae; Streptophyta; Magnoliopsida; Ericales; Theaceae.